CACUGAUAGGCGGUACUGAUAGGCAGCACUGACUGGCACUGAUAGGUGGCACUGACUGGUGACACUGAAAGGCAGCUCAGAUGGGCACUGAUAUGUGGCAUUGAUGUGCAUUGGUAGGCACUGAUAUGUGGCAUUGAUGAGGCACUGAUGAGCACUGACAGCUGGCAUUGAUGGGAACUGACAGGUGGCACUGCUGGGGCUACACUGAUCAUCAGGGCACACUGAUCAUCAGUGCCCUGAUGAUCACUGUCAGCGUGACAGCUUGUAAGGAGAGAAAUGCAGAUAACCGGCAUUUCCCUAUUUACAUGCGAUCAGCUGUGAUUGGAACAGCUGAUCAC
Molecule: messenger RNA, 338 nt
Organism: Staurois parvus
Lineage: Eukaryota; Metazoa; Chordata; Amphibia; Anura; Ranidae
Source: the annotation of a GenBank genome assembly